AUGGGCAACACGUCGGGCUGCACGGUGGACGACCUGCAGGCGGUAGAGAUGCACCUGUGGUACAAGAAGUUCAUGGUGGAGUGCCCCUCGGGUCAGCUCACGCUGCACGAGUUCAAGCAGUUCUUUGGCCUCACCAGCCUGGACAGCGACGCCGACGCCUACAUCGAGCAGAUGUUCCGCACCUUCGACAUGAACAAGGAUGGCUACAUUGACUUCAUGGAGUACGUUGCCGCCCUGAGCCUGGUGAUGAGAGGCAAGAUGGAGCACAAGCUGCGCUGGUACUUCAAGCUCUACGACGUGGACGGCAACGGCUGCAUCGACCGACAUGAGCUCCUCAACAUCAUCAAGGCCAUUCGCGCCAUCAAUGGAAGUGAGAAGAAUGAGCUCACCGCUGAGGAGUUCACCAACAAAGUGUUCGACAGGAUCGAUAUAAACGGAGAUGGUGAGCUGUCUUUGGAGGAGUUUGUGGCGGGCGCCAAGUCAGACGAGGAGUUCAUGGACGUCAUGAUGAAGAGCACAGACCUCAGCCACAUAGUAGCCAUGAUACACAACCGCCGAAACAGCGUGUGA
Molecule: messenger RNA, 570 nt
Organism: Engraulis encrasicolus (European anchovy)
Lineage: Eukaryota; Metazoa; Chordata; Actinopteri; Clupeiformes; Engraulidae
Gene: guca1aa
Product: guanylate cyclase activator 1Aa
Exons: 4
Coding region: 1-570 (189 amino acids)
Molecular function (GO): calcium ion binding; calcium sensitive guanylate cyclase activator activity
Source: RefSeq, a predicted model, not a curated record